This is a messenger RNA of Daldinia caldariorum, 1764 nucleotides long. RefSeq names its product kinase-like domain-containing protein. NCBI's taxonomy places the organism in Eukaryota, Fungi, Ascomycota, Sordariomycetes, Xylariales, Hypoxylaceae. The record is from RefSeq and is a predicted model, not a curated record. Bases 364 to 1707 code for a protein of 447 amino acids. The transcript is spliced from 2 exons.
CUCAGAAACCUCAGUUAAGGUUUUAAAGGUCACUACUAGGUAUCGCUACUAUCGCUACUACUUCUUGCGCAACAAGCUAAACAAGAACAAAUCAUCUCCAUAGCAAACAACCUUUCAACAUAAAUCUCUGGUGCAAAUACAACAAAUAUCUCCUCCCUUUCUUGUUUUAACCCGUUUUAAACCCGACUGCCUAGAAAUUUUCACUCCUUUAUGAAUUUCUUCAUUAACUUUCCCGGGGUUCAACAUCCUUCUCCAUUCAUCAACCUAAACUAAAAUCGGCUCUGCAUCACCUUCAAGAUUGCCGGCUCAUCAAAUCAUUCAACUUCUACCUAUUCGCUCUCGGCCCAUUCGAUUUCCGGUCCGAUGUCUUCGUAUAGCAACUAUUCCGACUCGAGCUGCGGCUCCGAUACCGAGUCGGUAUCUUCAUCAGUUUACUAUGCUGAACAAGAACCAUUUGUCACGUUUAGAAAUCGUGUCCUCGACUUAGCUCUUCACAAAAUCUGGCCCGAUGCCACUGUGGACGAGAUCACCAUUGAGCGUAUGAUGGGAGGCGGAUUCAAUCGCAUCAUCGGUAUAUCUCGACAUUCAGCUCAGCAACCGGACAAUUAUGUCCAAUACAUUCUUCGCGUCCCCCGUUUUUCAGAUGAGCCAUUGGACAGUCAAGUUGGCACGCUGCAUUUUCUGCAAAAACACUACAGUAUUCCGGUUCCGAAGGUCAUUAAUUUCGACCACACGGACAAUAAUGAGCUCAAUUCUAGAUACAUGAUCCAAAACCGCGUUCCUGGAGAAAUUCUACUCUCAGCAUACCCAAAACUCACCCAUGAAGAGCGGUGCAAGCUUGCACAGGAACUUGGUCAUCUUUAUUCCCAAAUGCUAGCCACUACAAGUGCAACCUCUACUAUCUUGGUGCCGCCUGAAAAAGAGGACAUUCGAGAUCCUCCUCUUCCCCAAGAUAUCCAUAAGAUGCUUGACGUCAUCUUCAAGGACCAGAAAGCCGCCGAGCUAAAAGUCCGGCCCAAUUCCAUCAUCCAACCCAGUCUUCUUGACCAAUUCUGCGAAAUGGCUGCCGAGUUGAAAGAUUAUGGCUGGUUUGACGACUGCCACAUUUCUCUAGCGCAUCUAGACCUGGAGCCGCGCAACAUACUGGUCAAUCCUACAUCAGACGCAAGCUCUCCUGUUAUUUCUGCCAUUCUCGACUGGGACAGCGCGGUUUUCGCCCCCCAGUUCAUGUGCUGCGAGCCGCCUCUUUGGCUAUGGGCAUGGCAGGAUGAAGAAGAAGAGGACGAGCGUACAGGCAACGAGGAGCCGCCAACGCCAGAAGGACGCGAGCUCAAACAGCUCUUUGAAGAGGCGGCUGGUCCAGACUAUGUUCGAUUUGCAUAUAAGCCUUGCUAUCGGUUGAUGAGAGAGCUUGUUCACUUCGCCAUCCGUGGUUUAUGUUCCAAUGAAGACUACAAGGAAGCCAGAAAGAUGCUACAAGAGUGGGAGGAACUUUAUCAUGAUGAAUCAAGCACUUAUGUUGAUAGCGAGGAGGAUAAAUUUUCAGACACAAGUAGCGGGAUCACUUCGGUGGAGGAUGAAGGGUCGAUUGAUAUCAAGGCAGAGAAGGGCUACUUUACUAUACAAAACUAUAGUACUACUGCUUGGUCUGGCGAGGGUGUCAUUAUACAACAGGAUGAGAGCACUGGUGCUUGGGUGGAUUGGUAGAUGCAGAAUUAGUAAUUCAAGUACUUGAUGUUCUUAAACAGAAUUUAGCAAUACCCC